Molecule: messenger RNA, 2337 nt
Organism: Solanum stenotomum
Lineage: Eukaryota; Viridiplantae; Streptophyta; Magnoliopsida; Solanales; Solanaceae
Exons: 15
Coding region: 220-2103 (627 amino acids)
Biological process (GO): carbohydrate metabolic process
Molecular function (GO): phosphotransferase activity, alcohol group as acceptor; kinase activity
Source: RefSeq, a predicted model, not a curated record
ACAAAUAAAUAAUGAUACUGUAUUAACCAUAAACAAAAAAAAAAAGAAAAAAAUUUAAUAAUAUUUGAGAUAAUCAGAUUUAGAUUCUCAUCAUCAUCUUCUUCUUCACAAUUUUUUUUUCCAGAUCUUUAUAAAUCAAAUCCAGAAUACAUAUAAUCAUACUGACAGUACAAAAUUAACAAAAAAGAGAAGAAGAAAAAAAAAGAAGAAAAGGACAAAAUGGAUUUUAAAGAAAAAAAGGAUAAAAAAUUGGAUUCAAGAAAAUCCAUGACAGAUACAACACCACUUCUUGACUCUACACAUCAAAACCAGCGCCAUAGCUAUUACCGUUUUAAUUCUUUUCCAAUUUCUAACUCUUUUGCUGUGGAAAUGACAACUAAUAUCCUUCCUAGGCAGCUUCGUUCAGUGUUUCUUGGUGUGGAUGUUGGUACUGGCAGUGCUCGAGCAGGUCUCUUUAAUGAGGACGGGAAGCUUCUAGGUUCUGCUAGUAGUCCAAUACAGAUAUGGAAAGACGGUGACUGUGUUGAGCAAUCUUCAACUGAUAUUUGGUUAGCGAUCUGCACUGCUGUAAAAACGGCAUGUGACCUCGGCAGUGUUUCCAAGGAAGAAGUUAAGGGACUGGGGUUCGCUGCUACUUGUUCUCUUGUUGCUGUCGAUUCUGAGGGUGAACCUGUCACGGUUUCAUGGAGUGGUGAUACUAGAAGAAACAUCAUAGUGUGGAUGGACCAUAGAGCUGUAAAACAAACUGAGAGGAUCAACGCCUCUAAUUCACCUGUACUACAGUAUUGUGGUGGAGGUGUAUCCCCCGAGAUGGAGCCACCAAAGCUCUUGUGGGUGAAGGAAAAUCUCCAAGAAUCCUGGUCGAUGGUAUUUAGGUGGAUGGAUCUAAGUGAUUGGUUAACAUACAAAGCAACAGGAGAUGACACGAGGAGUUUAUGCACCACUGUAUGCAAAUGGACAUAUCUAGGCCAUGCGCACAUGCAGCAGAUAAAUGAGAAAGAUUCCUGUGCUAUGGAAUCUUGUGGAUGGGAUGAUGGAUUCUGGGAGGAGAUUGGCUUAGGUGAUCUUGUUGAUGGGCAUCAUGCUAAGAUAGGGCGAAGUGUAGCAUUCCCCGGUCAUGCAUUGGGUUCAGGUUUAACACCACAUGCUGCAAAGGAAUUGGGUUUGAUGGCAGGGACACCAGUAGGUACUGCUCUGAUAGAUGCUCAUGCUGGUGGUGUUGGUGUAAUGGAAAGUGUGCUUGCAUCAGAUUCUGAAUCUAUAGUUGAUGAGGAUGCUAUAAGUAGGCGUAUGGUACUUGUAUGUGGUACUUCCACAUGCCACAUGGCUGUAUCCCGGACAAAAUUAUUCAUACCUGGAGUCUGGGGACCUUUCUGGUCAGCGAUGGUGCCCGAGUACUGGCUUACUGAAGGAGGACAGAGUGCUACUGGUUCGUUGCUAGACCAUAUAAUUGAGAAUCAUGUUGCAUCUCCUCAUCUUGCAAAUCGUGCUGCAUCUCGAAGAAUCUCAAUAUUUGACUUGUUGAAUGAGAUACUGGAAUCAAUGAAGCAAGACGAGGGGUCGCCAUUUAUAGCUGCAUUGACUAAUGAUAUGCAUAUUCUCCCUGAUUUUCAUGGCAACAGGUCCCCUAUUGCAGAUCCAAAGUCAAAAGGUAUGAUUUCUGGUUUAACACUUGACACUAGUGAAAAGCAGGUGGCACUUCUUUACCUUGCCACAGUACAAGGCAUUGCAUAUGGAACCCGCCAUAUAGUAGAGCAUUGCAAUGCUAAUGGACACAAGAUUGACACACUACUUGCCUGUGGUGGACUUGCAAAGAAUCGCCUAUUUGUUCAAGAGCAUGCGGAUAUUAUUGGUUACCCUAUCAUUCUCCCUCGCGAAAAUGAAUCUGUGCUAUUGGGGUCUGCUAUUCUUGGUGCUGUUGCGUCAAAGAAAUAUCAUACUGUUCGUGACGCCAUGAAGGCAAUGAAUGCAGCUGGUCAGGUUGUUCAUCCGUCUCAAGACGUGAAAGUGAAGAAGUACCACGAUGCCAAAUACAGCAUCUUCCGCGACCUUUAUGAACAGCAACAGAAGCAUCGCUCACUUAUGGCCGAGGCUCUGUCAUGAAGUCUUUUCCUUCAUUGUUGUCGCGCCUUUUGGUAUACGGAUUACUACAAACCAUGUCAUCCAGGAACGAAGGAAAACGCGAUACCAGUUCCCAGUCCCCCUCCUCUUCCUCCUGCAUUUCUUUGAACCACAUUAUGUAGUGUAUAAGAAGUCAUUUGAAAAUGUUCACCUAUUCAACUAUUAUCACAUGUACAGUUGAAUUUUGUUUGACUUGUUCAUGUCAUAUGAAAACUU